Molecule: messenger RNA, 5174 nt
Organism: Solea senegalensis (Senegalese sole)
Lineage: Eukaryota; Metazoa; Chordata; Actinopteri; Pleuronectiformes; Soleidae
Gene: ttbk1a
Product: tau tubulin kinase 1a
Exons: 16
Coding region: 426-4181 (1251 amino acids)
Biological process (GO): peptidyl-tyrosine phosphorylation; peptidyl-serine phosphorylation; signal transduction
Cellular component (GO): cytoplasm; nucleus
Molecular function (GO): protein serine/threonine kinase activity; ATP binding
Source: RefSeq, a predicted model, not a curated record
GCAUAGAGCAAUGUUAAUGCCAAAGUUUUUAAAUGAGCUGUGUUGGAGCUAACAGCUAACAAGGCUAGGCUAGCUCCCCACCUCCCCCCCGUCCCCCUUUUCUCCCCCACCUGUUUCCAGUCCUAAAGCUAAACUAAGCUACGCUAAUCAUCGCAGAUGUGAGGCUCAGUGUCGUCUUGAGCCUCAUCAUCUGGAGAUGAAUGUGUUUCCCUAAACUGAUUGAACUGGUCCUUUAAUUUUGACGCGUUAAAGGUUUUUCUUUUUCCAACUCUGUUCAGUGUGAUGUCAUCAUGUCGUUACGUUCUCCCGAGCCACGCCCCCACCCCCUUUAUGGUUGUUAGCGCUGGCGGUUGACGGCAGGAGCAGCAGCAGCGAUAAAUGGCUCUUUUAAGUUUGGAGCUGCUCGUGUUCUGUCUGGCUGGCAGAUGCAGUGCCUAGUGCCCAGCCUCCAGGACAACGCCAACAUGAACGGGACGUCCGAGCAGGCCGACAUCCUGCCGCCAAACUGCAUGGUCAAAGACCGAUGGAAAGUGCUGAAGAAAAUCGGCGGUGGCGGGUUCGGGGAGAUCUACGAGGCCUUGGACCUGCUGACGCGGGAGAACGUGGCGCUGAAGGUGGAGUCGGCCCAGCAGCCCAAACAGGUGCUGAAGAUGGAGGUGGCGGUGCUGAAGAAGCUACAGGGUAAAAACCACGUCUGUAAGUUUAUCGGCUGUGGGAGAAACGACAAAUUCAACUAUGUGGUGAUGCAGCUGCAGGGUCGUAACCUGGCCGACCUACGAAGGAGUCAGCCCAGAGGAACCUUCACCAUGAGCACCACCCUACGGCUCGGGAAGCAGAUCCUGGAGUCCAUCGAGGCCAUUCACUCUGUGGGCUUCCUGCACCGUGACAUCAAACCGUCAAACUUUGCGAUGGGUCGACUUCCCUCCACCUACAGGAAGUGCUACAUGCUAGACUUUGGCCUGGCGCGCCAGUACACCAACACCACCGGAGAAGUCAGACCGCCGAGGACUGUGGCAGGUUUCAGAGGAACGGUUCGUUACGCUUCAGUCAACGCUCACAAAAACAAGGAAAUGGGUCGCCAUGACGACCUGUGGUCAUUGUUUUACAUGUUGGUGGAGUUCGCCGUCGGACAGUUGCCGUGGCGAAAGAUCAAAGAUAAAGAACAAGUGGGUCAGAUUAAGGAGCGUUACGACCACCGGAUGCUGCUCAAACACAUGCCUUCAGAGUUUAAUAUCUUCCUGGACCACGUCCUGGCCCUGGACUACUAUACCAAACCAGACUACCAGCUGCUGAUGUCGGUGUUCGAGAACAGCAUGAAGGAGCGAAUCAUCACCGAGAACGAGCCUUUCGACUGGGAGAAGGGAGGGGGCGACGUGACGCUGUCGACCAGCGCCUCCACUCAACCACAGCACAACACCCGACCCACUGCCGCCAUGGUGGGAGCCAUUGUGACACCGGUUCCUGGAGAUCUUCAGCGCGAGAACACUGAUGACGUUCUGCAGGACGAACAUCUCAGUGAUCAGGAGAACGCUCCUCCAGUCCCACCCACUCGACCGCCUGGGGAGACCAGUGUCCCCCCACAUGCUGUCGAGACAGGAGAGGCCUGGGAGGACACCGACUUUAACCGCAACAGACUCAGGAUCAGCCUGAACAAGGGUGCGCAGGAAGAGGAGGUGGGUCGAGCGGUGUGUCCGGUGUCACCGGUUCGAGGCGGAGCCCCAGAGUCACCGACGGGUCAGGGUCGGUCUUUGCGAUAUCGGCGGGUCAACAGUCCCGAAUCUGACCGCCUGUCUGCUGCUGAAGGCCGUGUCGACGCCUACGGACAGAGAUCCAGGAUGGACAUGCUCGGCUCUCCAUCACGUCACGUCUACUCUUCUCAGCCGGCUCAGAUGCUGUCCGUCGACCCCGGUUGCCGUGGCGAUCGGCAGGCCAGCGGCCGCCAGGAGGUGUCAGUGGCGUCCGUCGACCAGGAGGCACACAGCAACGCCUUCAUCCGCUCCGUCCCGCUGGCCGAGGAGGAGGACUUUGACAGCAAAGAGUGGGUGAUCAUCGACAAAGAGACGGAGCUGCGCGACUUCCAACCGACCACAUCAGGGACAACUGACGAGGAGCCAGAGGAGCUCCGGCCCUUAGAGGAGCAGGAGGAGAGGAGGAGGCUCAGAGCCGGAGGAGCAGAGCUGGUGGUUCGUCCAAAGACUCACACGAGGGAGAGCAGCCGGGGGAUGCUAACGCUCACCGAGGAGGAGGCGUCGCGGAGGAGUGGCGGCGGGAGCCCCGCCCAGUCGCCCUGUCACUCGCUUCCAUCGGGACGUCCGCGCCGGAGAGAGUCGGACCCCACAGGACCUCAAAGACCGGUGUUGUCACCCACGGAGCAGAGCGCCCCACCGCCAACCUCCCCAGACUACCGAACUAAGGGCCAGAGUGACGAGAAGGAGCAUUUCCACAUCCUGCCUCAGCUCCAGGCCAAGAGAGCGGACUUCCUCACCGUCAUGUUGACCGGUACUUUGCCUCCACGAAGAAGCUUUGCCACGCCAGAAGAGGAAGUCCCAGAACCUGCAGGGCCAAAGGACGAUGAUGUCACAAAGAGUGAGUCCAACAGUGAGGCCAGUCAGAAAAGCACUGAACGAAGCCAGGAAGCUGCACCCUCCACACUCAUGGCAGAGGACCAGAGGGUUCAGCGGGAGCUUGCUUCAGCCGCCGAUGCAGACCCUGACUUGGAGGAUGCAUCCAAAACCCUUGUCCUCUUCUCUCCUGGAGACACACGCAAGUCUCCCUCUGGUGGUGAUCAUGGGCUAGAAGGUGAGUUGGCCACACCGUCUGCCCCCACUUCACGUACUGACCGCCUCCUGGUUGGAGAGGCAAUGCAGCCUGAACCCUCUGAGACUGGCCGUUUGUCCCCAGCACUCAGGUCAGACCUGAGACCUUCCACUCCCAUUGCUCCUGCAUCACCACCCUUCACCAAAGUUGAGCGCACUUUUAUCCAUAUUGCAGAGACAUCACACCUCAAUGUUAUGUCUUCCAAUGGUCACUCUGCUAAGGAGAGUGACAGGGAAGUCUUGGCCAUCAUGAAGCAAUCAGCUGUAGAGGAUAACACCUGUGAGCAGGGGGAAACUCCAGGGACAGAAGAUUCACUAGAGGGGCCCGAUCAAAUUGCACCAGUUGACAAACUCACCAAAACUGAGAGCAGUCUGUCAUCUGUCCUGGCUCAGUCUUUGGAGCCUGUUUUGGAAGCAGUGUCCCCAGUUCAUGAAAAUAAUGAAGAAGUUGCUAAACUACGGACAACCGUAUCACCACUACCAGCUCCCGCAAGGCCCCGAAUCCGUAGCCGGAUCCCAGUACUUGUUUCUGAAGAGGACUCAGGUUCUGAACUGUCCUCUUCCCUCUCUGCUCGGGCUCGGCUUCAGCAGCGGGCUAGGCAGCUGGACUUGGCCCGUCUGUUGGUCCAGAAGCAACAGGGUCGUUGGAUCAGGAGGAGGAUGCUGUCUGGGACAUCAUCAUCAUUGUCAUCCGGGGACGACGAGCGCCGGCGGGCUUCUGAGACUCUGUCCACUGCGGGCUCUGAGGAGGACACACAUACCUCAGACGAGUCGAGAAGAAGCUCCCGCCUUAAAACGACUGUAGAACAAGGUUCAAAGGAAUGCAGGAGCAGGAUCCCCAGGCCUGUCACCCCUGUAAAGAGGCCUUCGGGUGGGCCUGCAGCCACUUCUCCUCCUGUUUCCUUUCCAGAUUCCAGCACUACCAAAGGAGCACCAUCUUUUGCCAAUGGGAAUCAGAAAAUUGGACUUAGCACUCUUAGCACCCAACGGAAAUCCAUACCUGUGUCACCCAGGUCCUCUUCCUUGUGUCCCCGUCCCACUGCUGUCCCUGCCACAUCUGGCAGUCCUCGAAUGCCCCUGCGAGUCUUGUUUGGUACCCGGCGCAGCCUUAGCUCUACCCACUACAGGACUGACAGCCCUUCUCCACAGAGAAUAUGUCCAUCCAGGCAGCCACUCUCGGUUCGUGCCCCAACUGUCCCCAUGCUACCGCCUAGGACUACUACAGCAACAAUGCGGCGCAGCGCCUCACAGGACGUCACUGCCCAGUCCUCCUCUGGCACCAUGUCCACCAGGACCAGGCCAAAAUCAGCUGGUGUGACUAAGGGGAAAACAAAGGCCAGGGAGAAAUCAGUGACCGCUAGAUAAUACAAAGAGACACAUUGCUGAGACGUGUUUGUGUAUAAUCAGUCUUCAGACAAGCUUCGCCUCAAAGGUUCUCACUUGAUUCCAUAUUAGACUGUGCUGUUACAAUGACCUCCUUUAAAUCCUUCAGUGUAUAUGGACCUCUCAUUUUUUUUCCAUGUUCAGCUUUUUGAACAAUCUUCAUGGGCUUCCAGUAAUCUUGACUAACUAUCGUACAGGAGCAUUGGUGCCAUGGUGCUAUGAUUAUAUCUGCUGCUCCCUGGCCAAUCCCCAAUCCAACUGAUCCCAGGAGGUGAAAACAAGUCCAGUUACAAAGACUCUCAUCUUAUAUAGUACUCCCAGCUUGUCCACAGCUCUACUACUCUCCUACUAACAGUACCCUGCUUGGUGUCACAUUGCAUGGUGAAGUCUACCACAAAUACAUUGAAUUGUAGAGGGAAGAUGAUAUGUACAAGAUCUGUACCUUUAAAUGAUGUGAUGUAGUACUCCUUAUUGGCCAAAAAUUAAUAAAUUGGACUGGUUUGAAUGCCUGAACUAUGUAACUAUGGUAAGAGAUUUCUAACUAUACCCUGUACUCAUUAUAGUCUUGGAUAAAAAGAUGGAUGUGAACACAAAAAUAAAUUGCUCGGCUGCUAGCCUCCUCCUCAUGGUGCGACAAUGGGCAUGCUUAAUUCAAUCUAUUUUCUGGGUGUUUUUAUUUUGUUUAUGCUCUGAAUUGUACAGAAUAUAAUAGAAUCAUUUCCCAUAAAGACAUAUUUAUUUUUUAUCUUGCCAAGCAAAGUCUAAAUUUCAAGUCUUUAACUUUCUGUUCUGAUGUGUUGGCACUAUGCCUGUUUUUUUUGCGCAUGAGAAAAACAGGGUUAACCAUGAGAGGAUAUUAUACCUGCUUGGAUUCUGCUGACAGUGCAAAGGCCAGCUGGUUGUUGGGGCUUGUGAUGUGUUUGUGAAGGGGUUGAUGGGCACUGAACUGUGAAGUAAAGUCUUGAUCAUGUGAAA